ACAAUUUUUCUAGCCAAACUUCUAGUGGGAACCCAAGAGAAAUUCACCAACUACGUACUAGUCUAAAGCUCAGACUCCACCAUUAAAAAAGUUUCAGCACAUUUCAUAUUUCAUUGAAUUCCACAAAACCAGCCUCAUUUAUAACCCAUCUGGGUUUCUUCUAUUCUGGUUGUUUCUCCACCGCUCCAUCUUUCAUUGAUUUUCUCUUAUGUCUGUUUUCCAAAAAAUUUCAUCAUCAAUUCAAAGCAGCUUUUCUCUCUAGCUAGUUGAGCUCUUUAAUUGACAUAACCAAGAAAAAAAAGAGCUCUUUAAUUCUCUCAUUUUCUUUUACACUUUCCGAACAACUUGUUCAUUUAUGCCAAAGUUUGUAUCUUUAAGUCUUACCUAGUCUAACUUUCCUACAUAUCUUUGUAUGUGUUCUGUAUAUAUUGAAGAUCUAAGAAAACCCAUUUCUUUUUUAUGGAUCUUAUUGUAAGAAAAAGCUACAUGAUCCAUGACUCUCAAGCUCUUUCACCAAGCACAAGUCCUGGAGGUGGAAGCUCAUUCUUUGGGUCUAGCUUGCAUUCUUCAGGUAGCAGUUUCCCCAUUAUAGCCGUUGCUAUAAUUGGAAUCAUAGCCACAGCUUUCUUGCUUGUCAGCUACUACAUCUUUGUCAUCAAAUGCUGCCUCAAUUGGCAUCGUAUUGAUAUUCUAAGACGCUUUUCGCUAUCAAGACGCCGCAACGAAGAGCCUUUGAUGGUCUACUCUCCGGGGAUACAGACUCGAGGACUAGACGAGUCGGUGAUCCGAUCAAUCCCAAUAUUUAAGUUCAGGAAAGAAGGUAAUAAGGACUUUGGAGAAAGAAACUUAUGUGAAUGUGCAGUUUGCUUGAAUGAGUUCCAAGAGGAUGAGAAGCUAAGAAUCAUACCAAACUGUAGUCAUGUGUUCCAUAUUGAUUGCAUUGAUGUUUGGCUUCAAAGCAAUGCUAAUUGCCCACUUUGUAGAACAAGCAUUUCGGCCACAUUUUCACGGUUCCAAACCGAUCUAAUUCUUGCUCCAAGCUCUACCCCUGAGGAUCCAACUCCGUAUACCGAUAAUCUCAUUGGUGGGGAUGAAGAUUUUGUGGUGAUUGAGUUGGGUAAUGACCAUUCUCCUAAUCAAACAUUGCUUGGAACGCAAGAAAGGUCGAAUUCAAGAGAAUUAUCGUCGCGUUCAAUUAGUCCUUCGCCAAGGAAGUUGGAACAGAGAGCUGUACAAAAAAAGGGAAGGAAGUUUCAUAAGGUUACAAGCAUGGGAGAUGAAUGCAUUGAUAUUAGAGGCAAAGAUGAACAAUUUUCAAUCCAACCCAUUAGGAGGUCUUUCUCAAUGGACUCAUCCACUGACCGACAGCUCUACUUAGCGAUUCAAGAGGCCUUAAGACAGAACACGCAAGUCAGUGAAGUCAAUAGUCCCAUUGAAGGUUGCAGUAGUAGAGUAAGAAGAUCAUUUUUCUCUUUUGGGCACGGUAGUAAGUCAAGAAGUGCUAUUCUACCCGUUUAUUUGGAGCCAUAGAACCUCUUUUCCUUUUCUUCUUUUCUUUGUUUUGGGUCUUAAUUUUCUUAGUGUUUUUGUGAUUUAGAGCUUCCAGUUGUAUUAUUGAGAGGAUAUAGGAUUUGUCAAAUAGAAACAUUCAAUUGAAAUUUGAAAAAAAAAAAAAAAAAAAAAAAGCUUUUUUUGAUUAUUUAA
This is a messenger RNA of Quercus robur (English oak), 1704 nucleotides long. RefSeq names its product RING-H2 finger protein ATL16-like. Gene Ontology annotation, molecular function: transferase activity. Lineage: Eukaryota; Viridiplantae; Streptophyta; Magnoliopsida; Fagales; Fagaceae. Gene Ontology annotation, biological process: protein ubiquitination. The record is from RefSeq and is a predicted model, not a curated record. The transcript has a single exon. Bases 460 to 1530 code for a protein of 356 amino acids.